AAUCUUCCAGCAGAAGUUAGGGAGGCCCAGGAAAAGAAGUUGGAAGGGCUCAGAAAACAGCAGGAGGUUCAUUCUCGUUUAGCUGUGGAACGCAAAAUGUUCUUGCGAGACAGGAAAAUAAAGUUCUUUGAGAGAAGAAAGAUAGAGAGAAGAAUCAGGCGUUUAGAGAAACUCCAACGUGCUUCCUCUGGUCAAGCGCAAGACGCAGAGAUCGCUGAGCAGCUUUCUAAGUUGAAAGAAGAUCUUGAAUAUGUCCGGUUCUUUCCGAAGACUGAGACAUACGUCUCUUUAUUUACUGGAGGUGAUGAUUCA
Molecule: messenger RNA, 312 nt
Organism: Morus notabilis
Lineage: Eukaryota; Viridiplantae; Streptophyta; Magnoliopsida; Rosales; Moraceae
Product: rRNA-processing protein efg1-like
Exons: 3
Biological process (GO): maturation of SSU-rRNA from tricistronic rRNA transcript (SSU-rRNA, 5.8S rRNA, LSU-rRNA)
Cellular component (GO): preribosome, small subunit precursor; nucleolus
Source: RefSeq, a predicted model, not a curated record